Molecule: messenger RNA, 3620 nt
Organism: Sciurus carolinensis (gray squirrel)
Lineage: Eukaryota; Metazoa; Chordata; Mammalia; Rodentia; Sciuridae
Gene: E2f8
Product: E2F transcription factor 8
Exons: 14
Coding region: 515-3118 (867 amino acids)
Biological process (GO): regulation of transcription by RNA polymerase II
Cellular component (GO): RNA polymerase II transcription regulator complex
Molecular function (GO): RNA polymerase II cis-regulatory region sequence-specific DNA binding; DNA-binding transcription factor activity, RNA polymerase II-specific
Source: RefSeq, a predicted model, not a curated record
UCCGCUCGCGCCGGGAGCGGGUUAAUUUCAAAUCCGGGGUUUGACUGCUCCAGGACGGUCACACUCUCUCUGCCCGCCCGCCGACCCGCCAGUCCUGGUCCAGGCGCUUCCCUCCCGCACCCACCUCGGAGCGGCGGAAAGACUGACAGACCGCCAGACACGCGGACUCCCAGGCCUGGGCUGGGAAAGGGUGCGGAGGAGUCCCCGCUCAGCCCCUGCCGGCUCCAACUGUGAGGUGGACUGACAGCUCCCCAAGACUUCACUGCUGAGCAUGUGCAUGUGUGUGCAAGGGGAGAAAUUCGAGCAUCUAGAUGCAGACGCGUGUCCAGAGACUUGGGUUCUUGUGUGCUCAGCCGGAACCUGGGCUCGUGCGCUCAGUCCGGAGCCCUGAUCUGUGGACAGGAUAUUAAAACUUUAGUAGAAUUGAUUGGACUACUUGAACCAUCACAAUUUGGGGAGGAACUCCAGAGUUUUCAUUUUAAAAGAAACACUAAAUGUUUGAGAAAUUAACUGAAUGGAGAACGAAAAGGAAAAUCUCUUUUUUGAGCCACAUAAAAGGGGACUGAUGAAAACACCCCUCAAAGAAUCCACGAAGGUGAAUAUAGCGCUGGCAGAGAUCCAGCCUGACUUUGGCCCUUUAACCACGCCCACCAAGCCCAAGGAAGUCUCCCAGGGAGAGCCAUGGACACCAACAGCCAAUCUGAAAAUGCUCAUCAGUGCUGUGAGCCCUGAGAUCCGGGACAGAGAUCAGAAAAGGGGAUUGUUUGACAACCGAAAUGGAUUACCUGAGGCCAAAGACUGUUUACAUGAACACUUAUCUGGAGAUGAAUAUGAGAAAUCCCAACCAAGUCGAAAAGAGAAAAGUUUAGGAUUGUUGUGCCAUAAGUUCUUAGCACGAUAUCCUGACUAUCCCAACCCUGCUGUGAAUAAUGACAUCUGUCUUGAUGAAGUAGCAGAAGAACUUAAUGUUGAGCGUCGACGAAUUUAUGACAUCGUGAAUGUCCUAGAGAGUUUGCACAUGGUGAGCCGCCUCGCCAAAAACAGGUACACAUGGCACGGGCGACAUAACCUCAACAAAACCCUUGGGACUCUCAAGAGUGUCGGGGAAGAGAAUAAGUAUGCCGAGCAGAUUAUGAUGAUCAAAAAGAAAGAGUAUGAACAAGAGUUUGACUUUAUCAAGAGUUACAGUAUAGAGGAUCAUAUCAUCAAAUCAAACACUGGCCAAAAUGGACACCCGGACAUGUGUUUUGUUGAACUCCCUGGAGUGGAAUUUCGGGCAGCUUCUGUAAACAGCCGCAAAGACAAGUCCUUAAGAGUGAUGAGCCAGAAAUUUGUGAUGCUGUUUCUGGUGUCAACGCCUCAGAUAGUAAGCCUAGAAAUUGCUGCCAAGAUUUUAAUUGGGGAGGACCAUGUGGAAGAUUUGGAUAAAAGCAAGUUUAAAACAAAAAUUAGAAGGUUGUAUGAUAUAGCUAAUGUUCUGAGUAGCCUGGAUCUUAUCAAGAAAGUUCAUGUUACAGAGGAAAGAGGUCGAAAACCAGCUUUUAAGUGGACAGGCCCAGAAAUCAGUCCAAAUACCAGUGGCUCCAGCCCAGUCAUUCCUUUUGCCACCUCUGAUUUGGAAGUAAGGCGGUCUGCAAAAGAGAACUGUGCCAAAAACCUCUUUUCCACACGUGGGAAGCCAAACUUUACUCGGCACCCAUCUCUCAUCAAACUGGUAAAAAGUAUAGAGAAUGAUCGGAGAAAGAUAAAUUCUGCUCCCAGUAGCCCUGUCAAGACCAACAAAGCUGACAGUUCUCAGAAUUCUACAUCCUUCCCAAGUAAAAUGGCUCAGCUCGCGGCUAUUUGCAAAAUGCAGUUAGAAGAGCAAUCAAGUGAACCCAGAAAGAAAGUGAAAGUACAGCUAGCAAGAUCUGGGCACAGCAAAACAGGGACCCCUCUGGAUACCCCAAUGAAUGCUGAGCUGGAGCUGACAACACCGUCCCUCAUCCAGCCCCUGGGGGUGGUCCCCCUGAUCCCUAGCCCGUUGUCACCGGCAGUGCCUGUAAUCCUACCUCAGGCCCCUUCAGGCCCAUCCUAUGCCAUCUACUUGCAGCCCACCCAAACCCAAGCCAUGACGCCACCCCAAGGGCAGAGCCCAACAGUCUGUCCCACCCACUGCUCUAAAGCUACUGGAUCAAAAGACUCCACAGAUGCUACCACUGAGGCCACCAGUGAUGCCACAAAGUCCAGUGCCUCCUCCAGACCUGGAAGCUUGCUGCCAGCAUCAGACAGACAAGGAGCAAAGAACCGAAACAGGGAGGCAGUUGGAGAAAAAGGCUCAAAGAGGGCGAGCAUGCUCGAGGACAGUGGUUCCAAAAAGAAAUUUAAAGAGGACCUAAAAGGACUUGAAAAUGUCUCCACAACCCUGUUUCCAUCAGGAUACCUAAUCCCCCUCACCCAGUGCUCACCCCUGGGGGCAGAAUCAAUUUUGUCUAGUAAAGAAAACUCAGGUGCACUUUCCCCAAACCACAGGAUCUACAGCUCCCCGAUCGCAGGUGUUAUUCCAGUGACAUCCUCUGAACUCUCUGCUGUUAAUUUCCCCUCUUUUCAUGUAACACCUUUGAAGCUAAUGGUCUCACCAACUUCUGUGGCAGCUGUACCUGUUGGGAAUAGCCCGGCUCUCGCUUCGACCCACCCCAUUCCCAUCCAGAACCCAAGCUCAGCCAUUGUGAACUUCACCCUGCAGCACUUGGGACUCAUCUCCCCCAGUAUGCAGGUGUCUCCCAGCCCUGGGCCUGGAACCAGUACCGUUCCUGUGUCCCCAAGAAUAGAAUCAGUUAGUGUUGUACCAGAAAAUGCAGGUUGUCAGCCAGGAAGGACCACCAGUUACGAAUCACCAGUUCCAAGCCAGAGCCAACAGAAUGGACAAUCAGUUGCUAUGACAGGGAUUCAACAGCCCAUUCCUGUGACACCCAAAGGGUCACAAUUAGUGGCCGAAAGUUUCUUCCGUACCCCCGGUGGACCAACCAAGCCAACCAGCUCAUCCUGCAUAGAUUUUGAUGGUGCUAAUAAAACAUCCUUUGGAGCCCUCUUUGUCCCACAGCGAAAACUGGAAGUCUCAACGGAGGAUGUCCACUAAUUAACAAAUGUUGGCUUAAUUUAAUUUUCUAAAGAGUUAUUUAAUAAGAAAAGAUGUACACAGACUGUUUUGAAGAACAUAAUCUCUGAAAAUACUGUAAAUACGCUGGGGUUUCCUCAAUGUCAAAGCAGAUACUUGUUUUCUUACUUAAAUAUACAUGCACACAAAACAAAUAUAAUUGUGUAAUGCCAAGUUCAGCCAUCAGUCCUAUAAAAUAAAAGUCAAUGUUGAACUAAGGUAUAUUAACUUUUGGGGUAGGGAGAUUCAUUAUUUCAGUUGUGCCUAUACUAUUAUGCAAAGUAAAUGUAUUGAAGUUUACUUCCCUUUGAGUAAAUGUUUAAUAUGUCUAACAUGGCAUUCUCUUAAACUUUUUGCACAAAGACAAAGCUGUGUAAUGUAUAAUUUUGUAUUUUUACAUAGGAUGCCUAUAGCUAUAUUUUUUGUAAUUCCUUUAAUCCGUUGUUGCAGUAUGUCUUUGUAGAGUUUGCAACAAUCCUCAAUC